AUGUCAAUACCAGACCAAAAUUCUCCAAAUCAUGAGGCAUCUGAUAUGCUUGCUCGUUUAGAGAUCAAUGCGAAUGUCAGUGAGAGUUUACAGGAUCAAGCGAAGGCUGCUCCCAGUGCACCAAAAGUGGAUCCUGCAGCCGACGACUUGAAUGCGACGGCCAUCUCGAAAGAUCCAAAACAGCAGGUUGCUUCCAAUUUGAUCAAGUCCAACUAUGAAGUUAAGGUGAAACUUGCAGAUCUGCAAGCAGAUCCCAAUUCACCUCUGUAUAGUGCUCAUACAUUUGAGGAAUUGGGUCUUGCUGCAGAACUAUUGAAAGGUUUGUACGCUAUGAAAUUCCAGAAACCUUCCAAGAUUCAAGAGCGUGCCCUACCAUUAUUAUUACACAAUCCUCCUAGAAAUAUGAUUGCACAGUCGCAAUCUGGUACUGGGAAGACGGCAGCCUUUUCCCUAACCAUGCUUUCUCGUGUGGAUCCCAAGGUAGACGCCACACAGGCGAUUUGUUUGGCCCCAUCUAGAGAGUUAGCAAGGCAGACUUUGGAAGUAGUUCAGGAGAUGGGCAAAUAUACAAAUAUAUCCACACAGGUAAUAGUACCGGAUUCCUAUGAAAAGAAUAAAGCUAUCAAAAGCCACAUCAUUGUAGGCACACCAGGUACGGUUCUUGAUUUGAUGCGCAGAAAGAUGAUCCAAUUGGGUACGGUCAAGGUGUUUGUGUUGGACGAGGCUGAUAAUAUGCUUGACAAACAAGGUCUGGGGGAUCAAUGCAUUCGUGUGAAGAAAUUCCUCCCUAAAGACUGCCAAUUGGUCCUCUUCUCUGCAACGUUUGACGAUAGUGUCAGAAAUUACGCAAGAAGAGUGGUCCCCGACGCCAACUCCCUAGAACUAGAGAGAAACGAAGUGAAUGUCGAAGCUAUCAGACAACUAUUCAUGGACUGUAACGACGAAAAGCAUAAGUUCCAAGUGUUGUGUGAUUUAUAUGGGUUAAUGACAAUUGGUUCCUCCAUCAUAUUUGUUCAAACGAAGCAAACCGCUAAUAUGUUAUAUGCAGAACUGAAAAAGGAAGGCCACCAAGUGUCUAUCUUGCAUGGUGACUUGCAAACCAGUGAUAGAGAUAAACUAAUUGAUGAUUUUAGAGAGGGUAGAUCUAAAGUUCUGAUCACCACAAACGUUCUAGCUCGAGGUAUUGAUAUCCCUACCGUUUCGAUGGUGGUCAACUAUGACUUGCCAGUAACAGCUAAUGGCCAACCAGAUCCAUCAACCUAUGUCCACCGUAUCGGCAGAACAGGCAGAUUUGGCAGAACAGGUGUCGCUAUUUCCUUCAUCCAUGAUAGGAAGUCCUUUGAUGUCCUGUCUGCUAUUCAGCAAUAUUUUGGUGACAUAGAUAUCACAAAGGUCCCUACUGAAGACAUGGACGAGAUGGAAAAGAUAGUAAAGAAAGUCUUGAAGUGA
Eremothecium cymbalariae DBVPG#7215 is the source of this 1449-nucleotide messenger RNA. It is a transcript of the gene DBP5, whose product is annotated as ATP-dependent RNA helicase DBP5. Gene Ontology annotation, biological process: poly(A)+ mRNA export from nucleus. Gene Ontology annotation, molecular function: RNA helicase activity; ATP binding; RNA binding. The record is from RefSeq and is a predicted model, not a curated record. The transcript has a single exon. Gene Ontology annotation, cellular component: cytoplasmic stress granule; nucleus. The coding region runs from base 1 to 1449 and encodes 482 amino acids. Lineage: Eukaryota; Fungi; Ascomycota; Saccharomycetes; Saccharomycetales; Saccharomycetaceae.